AUGGCCCAGAACCCUAUUGUCAUCAUCCUCAAGGCUUUCAUCCUCAUCAUCUUAAUUACGUGUGGCGGAGCAUGUGCGGUCGCGUGGGGUGUUAUGUUCGGUGUUGCGCUUGCUCUAACAGGCGACCAUACCCGGAUUGACGCUUUUGCCGCUUUCCACAACGACGAACUCUCUCGCAUGGCAUUCGAUCGGUUUAAGGAGGAAUUUGCAGCGCUGUGGGCAGCUUGCGUCGUGGCGGCGGUCACUCUGGUGACGGUGAUAUCCUAUUGGGGAACGUUUCGUAGGGCGGUGGAGAGCAUGUCGCCUCGUAAAAUCGACAGAAUGGCGCAAUGGGAACGCGAAGUUAUUCAAACGGCCGCUGCCGAGCAGACGACUUAAAGACUCAUAUAGAGACGCAAGAAUGUGUAGGCAUAGCUUGACGCUAGAAUAGAAUGUUAGCC
Molecule: messenger RNA, 440 nt
Organism: Chaetomium fimeti
Lineage: Eukaryota; Fungi; Ascomycota; Sordariomycetes; Sordariales; Chaetomiaceae
Exons: 1
Coding region: 1-378 (125 amino acids)
Source: RefSeq, a predicted model, not a curated record